CUGGACUGCCCAUUUUUGUAGGGAAAGUCGCGUCACUGUGUUGAGUGUCUGAAGCCGUUGGCUUCGAACCGCCUGGCUUUGUAUCUUAUCUAUUAGCGUUAAAAUGUUAAUUAAUUUCCUUGAUAUAUCAAUUUUGCAAUCUUUGGAAAGAGAUAACAUGGUUUAGCUUUAACACGUGGAUUACAGCGGAAGCCAUCUAUCAAAAGAUUUCAGACAAAGUAGGUAGCUAGCUACUGGAUUAUGGGGACACAUUUUGAAAGAGCAGCUAACUAGCCUUGCUAGCUAACCAGCACCGUUCAUAUAAGAACGAAUCUUGUUUUUUUUGGUUUGUUGUUGGAACACAGGAAUAAAUGCAAAAUAUUGCGACCACUUUUUAAAGAUUGCUGAGUUCCUCCUCUGGACGGUGGAGCAAUGAGCUUCUGAAAGACACUUGAUCACAUGGCUCCCAUUCCCUUCGCUGACCCCAUGGUUUGACCACCAGGAUUAAAAAUGAGCAUUAGCAGUGAUGAGGUCAACUUCCUGGUGUACAGAUACCUGCAAGAGUCAGGCUUCUCCCACUCGGCGUUCACCUUUGGCAUAGAAAGCCACAUCAGCCAGUCCAAUAUCAACGGAGCCCUGGUUCCCCCUGCUGCCCUCAUCUCCAUCAUCCAGAAGGGCCUGCAGUACGUAGAGGCAGAAGUCAGCAUCAAUGAGGAUGGCACUCUGUUUGACGGGCGGCCCAUCGAGUCGCUGUCUCUGAUCGACGCUGUGAUGCCCGAUGUGGUGCAGACACGGCAGCAGGCCUACCGGGAAAAGCUGGCCCAUCAGCAGCAGGCAGCUGGGGCUGGCAGCGCCAGUGGCACCCAGGGCCCCCAGCCCAGCGGCACCAAGAACGGAGAGGGUGGAACCGCUGCCAACGGCGAGGAGAAUGGUGCCCACGCCUUAGCAAACCACCAUGCAGACAUGAUGGAGGUGGACGGGGACGUUGAGAUUCCCCAGAACAAGGCCAUGGUGCUGCGUGGCCACGAGUCCGAGGUGUUCAUCUGUGCCUGGAACCCCGUCAAUGACCUGCUCGCCUCAGGGUCUGGGGAUUCAACGGCGCGGAUCUGGAACCUGAGUGAGAACAGCACAGGCAGCUCCACCCAGCUGGUGCUGAGACACUGCAUACGGGAGGGGGGUCAGGACGUACCCAGCAACAAAGACGUCACCUCACUGGACUGGAAUAGUGAGGGUACGCUCCUAGCCACAGGCUCAUACGAUGGCUUUGCCAGAAUAUGGACUAAAGACGGGGACCCCUUUGUGUGGCUCAAGAGCAACCUCGAAGGCAAAAGUAACCUCGCCAGUACCUUGGGCCAGCACAAAGGUCCUAUAUUUGCCCUCAAAUGGAAUAAGAAAGGCAACUUUAUCCUCAGUGCAGGAGUAGAUAAGACCACGAUCAUUUGGGAUGCUCACACAGGGGAGGCCAAGCAGCAAUUUCCCUUUCACUCAGCGCCGGCCCUGGACGUGGACUGGCAAAGCAACAACACGUUUGCCUCCUGCAGCACGGACAUGUGCAUCCAUGUGUGUAAGCUGGGCCAGGACCGGCCAGUCAAGACCUUCCAGGGACACACGAAUGAAGUGAACGCAAUCAAGUGGGAUCCUACGGGGAGUCUGCUGGCCUCCUGCUCCGACGACAUGACACUCAAGAUCUGGAGUAUGAAGCAGGACUCGUGUGUCCACGACCUGCAGGCCCACAGUAAGGAGAUCUACACCAUCAAGUGGAGCCCCACGGGGCCCGGGACCAACAACCCCAAUGCCAAUCUGAUGCUGGCCAGUGCGUCGUUUGACUCGACUGUGCGCCUGUGGGACGUGGAGCGCGGCGUGUGCAUCCACACGCUCACCCGCCACCAAGAGCCCGUCUACAGUGUGGCCUUCAGCCCCGACGGGCGCCACCUAGCCAGCGGCUCCUUCGACAAGUGUGUCCACAUCUGGAACACACAGACGGGUGCUUUAGUUCACAGCUACAGGGGAACAGGGGGCAUCUUCGAGGUGUGCUGGAACGCUACGGGGGACAAAGUGGGAGCCAGCGCGUCAGAUGGAUCAGUUUGUGUAUUAGACCUGAGGAAAUGACGCURGUUUGGGGAGCCAUGGACCGACUACGAAUGUGUACAUAGCCAAAAUGACUGUCCCAGCCUGUCGUCUACACUGCUGUAGUCCCAUCAGAAGCCAUGGCCCGUCAUCACAACCACCACCACCAUUACCAUCACAGCCAAACAGAGCACCCCAACACCCCCAUAAACACACAGACUACCCCUCCAGAGAAGAGGUCAAACUAACCCCCAGCAAAGGGGAUCUGGACUUCCCUCAAGUCAGACUCAGACCCACAGGAGAGAAAAAGGACUAUAUUAUGGUCACCGAGACAAAAAUCAUAUUGAAGAGAAGAGGACCCAUUGCAUACAUACCAAAAUAUCUGCAAUUUGUUUUGUUUAUUUAUUUUCUAUUCUUUAUACCAGAAAUUAGAAAUGUUAAGCUUUUGUCCCCCCCCACGUCGUUGGUGUGUGCAUAUUGUACAUGUCCACAUUUUUUGUCGUCCUGUGGCCAUUUAUUUUGCUUUAGGUUUGUGUUACAUGUCGAGAGAGGUAAGGUCAGUAGGAUUUUUUUCUUAAAUUUGGGUUUCAAACUGAUAUUGGGAGAAAUCGUUCAUUUUGGCACUGUCCAUGUGUGUUUUUGUGGUUCAAAAAUACAUUGAACAACAAAUAUAUAUUUAUAAAGUUGAAAUUGUUUCAUUUGUUUUCAAUUCAAAGCUUUUUUUUUUCAGUUUGCCAAAAUCCUUUUAUUAAACAUUUCUGGGAGCACAGUUAGUGGGGAUUAAAGGUGCCAUAUGCAUACUUGUACUUCUUAUUACCUUUUAAAUGGCUUCAGGUGUGCAAAACUGUUAGCUUAAUAGAUAUCUGAUAAUUCUAAUAAACUCUUGGACUAAAGAUCAUCACUGCAGCUACUAGAAAGCCCCAUCCUCUUACAUUCUAACUACAUGUGAUGUUAGAUUUGAGUGUAAUUGAUUGGUUAGGGGAAGUUGCAGACACUGAUCUAAGGUCAGUUUGGCGUUUUCUCCCGUAAUGGCUAUGGCUAGGAUUGGGGGAGGGUAAGCUGAUCCUCGAUCUGUGUCUCCAGGGAGCUUUUAGCCAGAACAUAGUGCUUUGGGUAGCUCAUGAAUGACAGGACAACCCACAUCCAAAGCCACAAUGUCCUACAGGCGGGUUGUGUUCAGUAGGACACUAAGUAGCAACAAGUUUUACAAUGGAAAACAAGUGUUUCACUUUGGACACGUUCAAUUAGAACCUCCACGUUUCAGAACGAUUUCUCCCUAUUGAACACGCUCCAUGUAUCCUGAUUGGUUGAUAGAGGACGUUACCAUUAACAUCUGAGCUGUGCUAUUCACAAUAUGUUGUACCUCCACAGUCCAUCGUGUGCUAAGCUAACAAA
Molecule: messenger RNA, 3441 nt
Organism: Salvelinus sp. IW2-2015
Lineage: Eukaryota; Metazoa; Chordata; Actinopteri; Salmoniformes; Salmonidae
Product: F-box-like/WD repeat-containing protein TBL1XR1
Biological process (GO): regulation of transcription by RNA polymerase II
Cellular component (GO): histone deacetylase complex
Molecular function (GO): protein binding; transcription corepressor activity
Source: RefSeq, a predicted model, not a curated record